UCCUCGACGCCCUAACCGUCCAAGACGCUCCGUGCCGCUCUCGCCGGAGCUUGCCGCUGGCUCUCAUUGAAAAUGAAUGACUUCCUGUCACUUUGACGCUCUCGCCGCUGGCGGAGUGAUCACACACCUCAUCGUGUGUGUUUAUUAGUCCGUUUGUUGUUUUCUUGUGGUAGGGGAUUGUUUGGACCCGUAAGCGCUGCCGCGUGACGCCAGACUCAACCGAAUGGAGAUCAAUCUGCUUUGAAAGAGUAACCGAGGAAAAUGUUCCAUAUUUCUGCAAGCUCGAGUUGACCUGUGGGAUACUUUCGGUUUCGUUUUACUAAAGAAGUUUUGACGUCUGAACAUAAAAUUCAUGCCUAACUUUUACAAUGUCCAGAUGCUUGAAUCUUCUGCUGUUGUGUUUGAUACAUUAUAUCGAAUCCACAGAAACUUCUCCUCAAUCUGUGACGGGGGAACAAGGAAGCAAUGCCACACUGCUGUGUGAAUUUGAGGACCGAGAGAUUUCAGAUAUUGUUUUAAACAGACUGUCAAAAAUUAUCCUUGUUUGUCAGAAAGAAGAAUGUAAAAGUGGAAAUGGCAGAGUAAUUAAAGAAGGAUCAUGUGACGUCAUCAUCAAGGAUCUGAGAUUCAGUGACGCUGGGAAAUACUUUAUGAUAGUCUAUUACAGAAAUGAUCAGACAGAAGUGCGACAAACCCUGCAGUAUCAUCUUCAUAUUCAGGGUGAGAUUUCUGUGAAAACAGGAGAGCAGCUGAAGAUGGAUGUUCUGUUGAUCAAUGCUGAUAAAGUGGAGAAAAACUCCAGUGGAGAGUGGACAGAGGUGUGGACGAGAGGUCACGGGGUCAGCAGUGAUCGACUGACCGACAGAGAUGGAAAUCUGACCAUUAGUAAUUUUACAGUCUCUGACACUGGAACAUACAGAGUUCUGGACUCUGAAGGAGAAAUCUGGAUCACAGUCACAGUCACAGGCUUUGAUCCUGAGUUUGUGGAGUGCAUGCACAUGAAUGAGUGACAUCAGUGGUGAACAGCCAAUCACAGGCCUUGCAACAGAGAGAAACUCUGAUUCACUUCUCGCCAGAGAGCCAGCGUUAUUCAAAACUCUUGCUGAAGGUUAAGAGAUUGACAAAAAUGAAAACUCAUUUACACUGAUAAAAGAGGACAGAUAAAAGAAAUGUUCUUGCUCUAUCAGUGCUUGCAACUUGUGACUUGUGAACUGACUUGAAACUUGUGAAGUUAGUUUAUAUAGUUGCUUCAUAAUAUAUAGAGACUCAUACAUGUAAGGUCACAUGUAGUCAUUUUAAAAGAGUUAUCUAUUGAUGCUACAACUUAUUUAUAUUACAUAUGAUCUGUAUAUAUUAAUAUUCAUUGAAACUAAAUGUUUAAUAAUAACUGUUAAACUAAACUUGCUUGUGUGAAAUGGAUUAAUAAUAAUAUAGAUCAUAUAAUAUAAAUCAUACAGUAAUUCUAAUUAUCAUUAAAGACAGACAAUUUCAUUUUUAAAUAUUUGUUUUUACUAUAUAGUGACCUUUAAUUUGGAGAAAGUGAAACUGGGGGCGUGACUUUACCGCGUUGGAUGUGUCACUAUCACUUUGCUCACAUCUGAUUGGUCCGAUUUCAGUUUGAGAUCUCUAAUCCAGAACAUAACCUGCCCCGGAGCGUAAGUUACUAUGGCGAUGAACACCGCUAAAAGCCAAGUCAUUUUCAUGGUACCUAAAACCCAGGAUUGGAGCAAACUAAUUUGAAACUUACCUGGCUAGCCAGCGAAUCCGGCUUCAUGGUACAGACCUCUGGAUUGCACAGAU
Molecule: messenger RNA, 1800 nt
Organism: Megalobrama amblycephala (Wuchang bream)
Lineage: Eukaryota; Metazoa; Chordata; Actinopteri; Cypriniformes; Xenocyprididae
Exons: 5
Coding region: 369-1010 (213 amino acids)
Source: RefSeq, a predicted model, not a curated record